AACGCAUUCAGUUUGCAACGUGUCAACAAAGCAGACGAGAACAACUGUCACCCGAAGUCGUGAACUACCCUUUCCUGUCUCUUAGCAGUUUUUGAGAGACCAUGGAAUCAAUUACAGACAAAGCCAAUCCUUUAGCUAAAAAAUUAGCAAAAAUACAGGACAAUCAAUUUGAAAAUGAUAAAGACACCCUUGAAGCUUUAAAAGAGCUGUCAACAUUUUUCAAUGAAAACAGUAUUCGAACUCGUAGGAAUCUCCGAGGAGAGAUAGAAGGAAGAAGCCUAGCAAUAAAUCAGGAUAUCUUUAAAGCAUUUCAUCAAGUCAAAGAAGCUCUUGAUGAUGUGCAUUCUCAAGUAUUAUUCAUGAAUCAGAGUUGUAAAGGAAUGUCCUCUAAGCUUGCUGCUGUUAAAAUGAGAACACAUCAGCUUAUGUCCCAAAUGACCAGUUUUCAGGCAACUAGUAAUCAGCUAAGUAUGGAGCAGAUGGUGGCCAGCAAAAUGAUUGAAAGCUUCCAGUUAACCCCUGCCGAAAUGACUGAGCUACAGAGCUUUGAUCGUGCGAUCACAGCCGAAUUCUUUACAGCAUUUAGGAAGUCUAAGCAUAUACAUCAGCAGUGUAAGCUACUUCUACAAAGCGGUCAUCAAACUACGGUUUUUGAAAUUAUGGAACAAAUGGCGUCCCUUCAAGAGACGGCACUUGAAAGACUUUACCGGUGGACGCAAAAUCAAUGUAGAAACAUUGAUUCACCUGAUUCGAAUAUACUUUUGACGCAAGCCAUUUCGUGCCUGCAAGACCGGCCCGUUUUGCUUAAAUAUGUUGUUGAUGAGUACUGUACUGUUCGCCGAGGAUUGGUUGCACGGUCUUUUCUUGAUGCUUUAACCAUUGGCGGACCCCACGGAACACCUCGACCCAUUGAGCUUCAUGCUCAUGAUCCUGCACGUUAUGUGGGAGACAUGCUCGCUUGGUUACACCAAAUGACUCCAAUGGAAAAGGAAAAUGCUCAAGCCCUCCUUAAAGGCUGUGACAAGUCGGAUAUCAGCGAAUUGGUAAAAGGUGCCUUAGCAAAUAUCACCGAAGGUGUUUGCCGUCCCUUACGGUUGCGGUUGGAACAAGUAAUAUCACCUGACAUCGGCCCUGCUGUACUUCACACGUUAUCAGGAUUAAUUCGAUUCUAUCUUAAUACUAUCGGAGAGGUUGUGCCAAACAGUGCAUUAAUUGAAACACUGAAUGAUGUAUUCGAUCAAUGCCACCAUACAUUUUUAACCUCUUUGGAGUCCCAUGUCCAAAGGCUCUUGGAACGAAUUCAACCGCCCAGUCAAGAUUUAAGUCCUUCUCUCGGGGUCAACCAACUGUUGAAUUUAUUACGGGACGUUCUUUCAGGAGGACAUAUAGUAGACGCGAAACCUUCUGACGUUUCUGAAGUGGUAAGCAGAGUAUUGGAUCCCUUGUUGCAUUUGAUAGAAGAUACUGCCGGUCGACUUCCAAGGGUUGAUCAAGCUGCCUACACGCUUAAUUGCGUCUAUCAGAUUCACUCUUCGCUUUCGCUUUAUGAACAUGUCGAAGAACGUUUGGAGAAUCUACAAGGGUUAAUGGAGAACCAGUUAGCUCUUCUGAGCAAUGAGCAGGCUACCAGCUUAAUUCAUAGUCUAGGAUUAGGUCCAGUCUGUGCUCUUUUGCAAAAUCAAGGUGACGGAGAAUUGUUGUCCAAUAUUCCAGGCAUGGACUCUUCUAGUUUACAGUCAUUUCUGGUGAAACUAGAUGCUCUGCUGGGUGCACCGGACGCUUUGCAACUGGCACAGUGGAAAUUGUUGAUCAGUGGCUCUCACAGGAAAACCAUUCAACGACGAGCGCUAGACACCGUUCUAUCAAUUUAUGAGCAACUAUAUGAUGCUGUUCACAAUCCCGCUAACUGUUAUGAGAAUCCAUCUAGUAUUAUGCCACGGACACCUCAGCAAGUGAGACAUCUACUUGCAUGAUUCUUCACAGAGUUUGUGUAACUUAUGAUUAACAGAGUGUUUUCUAAAUCCUUUAAUAUGUUAAAGACAUGGUCUCAGUACAAGAUAGAUACACAAAUGAUCUUUACAUUGUUGGAUACUAUUUAAUCUUCGUCUGUUCUGGUGUGGCUGAACUUGUUGCUUCUGUUAAAGUCUUUAUUCCCUGUUUGGGUUAAAUACAAAACAAAGAUAG
Messenger RNA from Daphnia carinata, 2184 nucleotides. It is a transcript of the gene Cog6, whose product is annotated as conserved oligomeric Golgi complex subunit 6-like. NCBI's taxonomy places the organism in Eukaryota, Metazoa, Arthropoda, Branchiopoda, Diplostraca, Daphniidae. Bases 102 to 1973 code for a protein of 623 amino acids. The record is from RefSeq and is a predicted model, not a curated record. The transcript is spliced from 12 exons. Gene Ontology annotation, biological process: intra-Golgi vesicle-mediated transport. Gene Ontology annotation, cellular component: COG complex.